Molecule: messenger RNA, 6001 nt
Organism: Mauremys mutica (yellowpond turtle)
Lineage: Eukaryota; Metazoa; Chordata; Testudines; Geoemydidae
Gene: RPRD1A
Product: regulation of nuclear pre-mRNA domain containing 1A
Exons: 7
Coding region: 97-1032 (311 amino acids)
Biological process (GO): mRNA 3'-end processing
Cellular component (GO): RNA polymerase II, holoenzyme
Molecular function (GO): RNA polymerase II C-terminal domain binding
Source: RefSeq, a predicted model, not a curated record
GAGGGAAGCGGGCCCUGGACCGCCGCCAUUUUGGUUGCGUGGGGCCAGGGCCGGUGGGUUGGCCGGGCGCGGGCCGCGCCGGGCGGGCGGGGCGGGAUGUCGGCGUUCUCGGAGGCGGCGCUGGAGCGGAAGCUCUCGGAGCUCAGUAACUCCCAGCAGAGCGUGCAGACGCUGAGCCUCUGGCUCAUCCACCACCGCAAGCACUCGGGGCUCAUCGUCACCGUCUGGGAGCGGGAGCUGCGCAAAGCAAAACCAAAUAGGAAGUUGACAUUCCUAUACCUGGCCAACGAUGUCAUUCAGAACAGCAAAAGGAAAGGACCAGAAUUUACAAAAGACUUUGCACCAGUUAUAGUUGAGGCCUUUAAGCACGUUUCAAGUGAGUCUGAUGAGAGUUGUAAGAAGCACCUUGGGCGAGUGCUCUCUAUUUGGGAAGAAAGGUCUGUUUAUGAAAAUGAUGUAUUGGAACAACUUAGGCAAGCUUUGUAUGGUGACAGAAAGGCCAGGAAGCGCACAUUUGAACAGAUAAAAGUUGAUGAAAAUAACUGUUCAGCACAAAGUUCUCCAAGUGACCCUCCACAGACUACAGAUCUCAUUAGAGCAUUACAAGAACUAGAAAAUGCAGCCUCUGGGGAUGCAGCAGUUCAUCAGAGGAUCGCUUCAUUGCCUGUAGAGGUCCAAGAUGUGUCCUUACUAGACAGAAUAACAGAUAAGGAAUCUGGAGAACAGCUUUCCAAGAUGGUAGAUGAUGCUUGUAUGGUACUGGCGGAUUACAAUGGCAGGUUGGCGGCUGAAAUAGAUGAUAGAAAACAAUUAACUCGAAUGUUAUCAGACUUUCUGCGAUGUCAAAAAGAAGUCCUUGCAGAAAAAGAGCAUAAGUUGGAAGAAUACAAGCGCAAGUUAGCCAGAGUAUCCCAGGUGCGAAAAGAACUCAGGUCACGCAUCCAGAACCUUCCUGAUCUGUCUCGACUUCCCAAUGUCACAGGCAGUCAUGUGCACCUACCAUUUGCUGGAGACAUCUACAGUGAUGAUUGAUUAUAAGAACCUCUAUUUCUAUAGCCUCUGCUCUUCUGUGGAGUGAGGGGUAGGUCAGACUGAUUGAUAGUCCUGUAGUAUUAUUUUUGUACAUUGUUGGAGAGUGGCGGUAAAAAAAAAAAAGCUCCAAAUAAUUUAUAAGAAUUGUUUAAAAUAUUGGUUUGUUUACUGUUUUAUUGGCAAGUGAACAUAUAGGUACAUUUAUAGAAGGUGGCAUCUGUAUAUUAUUACGUUAAAGAAUGGGUAAUUAUCUUAAAAUAUUCUUAUCUUUUGUACAGAUUUUGAUCAGGUGCCCUGUAAGAAACUGAUAAGUUUCCACUUUAUUUUUUUUAUGCACCCUCUACUCAGUGUAGUUCACUAUAUAAUCAAAGUAUACAUUUAAGUUGCCACAUUUCAAUGGCUAGUGAGGCAAUGGACCAUUAUGGAAAUCACAUCUGAUGUUUAUAAGAAGACUACUACAAUUUAUUUUUAUGUGGAGAGUGAUGUUGCUGGUUAUUUAUUAAAUUAAUUUACUCACCCCCAAAUUAAACUACUGCUUUAUUUUAAAGUAAAUGACAUUAACCAGCUUUGAAAGUGGAAAAUAUAAAUCAUGUUAAAUUGAACAUCUUAAGUGACUCAAACUUGUGCAUAAUUUUAAUAUUUAAAAGUAAACAUUAAAAUACUGAAUUAAAAGCUACACAUAUUAAUUAGUACAAUAGAAAUGCUUUUUUUCCUGACAAUUUGGUUUGUAAAUUGAAGGCCCACUUCUUUGUACAAUAACCCCUUUCUGCCACAUCUGUCUCCAUUAACAAACCUGAUCCCAGAAAUGGGAAGUCAUUCCACAGCUUUAACUAUAGUAUGCAGUGGUUACUCAGGACCAUACCUAUUUUUGAAUGGCCAUAAUUAAAAUUUGAACGUACUCAAGUACCAUUUUACUUAUACAGCACGAUGAUACUACAAGUAGAAUUUUGUUGUCUGUGGAAACUUUGGGUCAAAGCAUCCUCUCCCAUGGAGAAAGAAACCUGUCUAAAGAGGCAAAUGAGUACCACAGGUCCCCUGUCUCUAAGCCUCCCAGUAAACAUCUAGAUCUUGGUCUCCUUUUCUUACAAGGAGGGGACUUUCUCCCAAAAAAUCUAGGCCACUGUGUGUAUUAAACUGCAGAAAAAUGUUGCUGAACGUAUGUUUAAAAACAAACUCUAUCACUGUAUAAAUGUGAUAUUUGUACAUGAGUAACUAAACUUAUGAAAAUAAAGUUGUUUACCCCUUGCUUUUUAAAACACUACGAGGCAGAUGUUUAAGGGUAUUUAGGAACCUCAAGAUGUAGCUAGAUGCCUAGUGGGAUUUUCAAAAGUGCCUUACUUGCCAUUAAUAGGAGUUAAACACUUAGGUGCUUUUGAAAAUCCCACUAAGCUCCUAGCUGCAUCCAUAGGCCCCUAAAUACCCUUGAACAUCUGACCAAGUGUUUGUUUGUUUUACCGUGUGAGACUUUAUUAAGUGUUCUAGCAAGAGAUUUGCCUAGAGAAGGUCUUUCAUUGUAAACAUUCAUAGCAAUAUUAACAAAUAUCCACCUUUACUCAUACUUGUCAUGCAGACUAAAACGUUUUACGUCAGUGUAAGCAUAAAUAAAAUUUACAGCCAAUUAACACAGUACCCCCCCCCCCCACAAACACACACAUUACAUACUUUAAAACAGUAGUUUUUUAAAUAAAAUAGACUGAGAUGACUCAGUAUAGUCCUGGAGUGAAAUCCUGGCCCUACUGAAGUCAGUGAAAGUUUUGCCAUUUACUUCAGUAGGUCCAGGCCCUGGAAUACUUGUUAACUAUCAGCAGGAUAUAACAGCCUUUUAAAAAAAAAUCCAUAUUUGGACACAAGCACAUACAGUCAGAUUUUCCCCUUUUGCAAAAAGUACCGCAAAUGGGCUGUAGUUAGAUGGAAAAACCUAUGGAGUGAAAUUACAGGGUUUCUGCACAGCAUCAUUACUUCAGAAUAGGGUUUGGCAGCCCACAGCGGGUCUCAGAUAGUUUGGACCUUCACCCCUGGAUUUCUCUGUACAUCUGAAGGUAACAAAGAAAUUGGGUAUUUACAAAGAGGGCCAGACUCUACAUGAUAUUUCCUGGGACUGUUCCUAUCCUCCCUUAUAAUAUACCGUCUAGACUGCUGCUGGCGUAGCCUCUCAACCCACGCCUGGUCCCAAAACACUCCAAGUCCCUCUCAGGUUUACAUGCAUGAAGAAGGAACCUACGGUAAUUAAAUGUGACAGGAUCAACAUUCAUUUUUGCACACUGUACCCUAUAAUUUGCAAGAAGACAAUACUAUGUAGAGUUGUUUUCAUUGGGAGUUUCCCACCCAAAAGCCAGAUUAAGGGGUGGGAAGAUGCUUGAUGGUCUGAGCUCACCAGCCAUCAACAGAUUUAUAGCUAUUUGAGUGGCCUUUCUACUCUUUUUAUCAUUCCACAGUGAAAAAACUGAGUGGGAAGGAUAUGGACCAUAAUUAUAACAAAGGAAACUAGCUGUGUUUUCUUAAGCAGAGUCAGGUAUGUAAAAAAUAUCCAUAGUCAUCUUUUCAAAAGUUGAAGACUAUUUGAAAACUUAGACCUAGAUUAAGACUUUCAUGGUUUAAAUAUGUUCUAAUCCAUUAAAAAUGUAGCUGUAUAAAUGUGUAUGCACACACACAUUAUUGCUGGAAAGAAGAACUCUCUUUUUGUAAAGCAUAGUACAAAUUUUCUUAUAAAUUAAAACUAAAAAUCAGAUCAGUUAUUUCAUGAAUCAUAAAUGCACAGAACAAAUCAGUAGUCUCAAUCCGUUCCAAAGCCGGGGGACAGCUGCCGCCAUUGAAGUCACUACGUGUAGAGGUCUACUGGUGUAGAGUUCAUUGUAAGGUCAGAGCCUGGAUUUUUAAAAUAUUUUGUUGUAAAAAGUUUAAACAUCCAUUCCUUCUCCACCUGCCUGAUUCAGAAAAAGGGCAGAAAUCAAUGUCUAAAAGUCAAGAAAAAUCGGCAUUCAACUCCUCAAGGACAGAGAGAAAGCUAGACACUGACUUCACUCUCUUAUUCUCUUCUUAAGUUUUAGUAAUAUUGUUGUGUAUCUAUAGAUGUAUAUUUAGAAGUGGUUAAAGACAAGAUUUAGGAAAAAUAUAUUGACAAAAAUCAGACUUUUCCUUGAGAUGAACAUUAAUUUUGAUAUAAUUUUAAAGUGAAAGUUUGAGAACUAUACUUUUCCUUGGAUAAAAUUUGCUGUAUCUCACUGUUAAUGUUUUUACCUCACGGAACUUUUACUUCUGCAGUGUGCUUUGUUUGUUUGGGCUUUUAAUAGCCACUCAAAAUUAGUUUGAAAACAAAUUUGUUUGUCACUAAAAGUAUCUCAUGGUAGUGGAUGAAUGGUGCCCCAACUGUCUGUUUUCUGUGGGCGUGACAUCACAGUAUCAAUGAAUUUGAAGAUUUAAUACUGUAACACCAUUCCCAGAUUCACUGGAGGACACAUACUAUACAGUAAGACACAACAGCAACCCCAUAGGGUUAGUAGGUAUCCUUAAGUUCUCAGGUACCAAAAUGUAGCAUAUAUACCUGUGCACAGGAUUGUUCCCAGGUAGAUAAAAUGAGGUGUAGUCACCUAAUCUGGAUAAAGUUGUAUUUUGGUAAUGUGACACAAUUGCACUGAAAUCCAAAUCACCUGCCCAAAGAAAGGUGGAUACUAGAUGCAAAUUUUUUUAGCUCAACAAAUGUUACACCUUGAAGUGGUUUCUAAUAAUAAAAAAUUAGAUCCUUCAGGUGAGAGAGACACAUUUAUUUACUCAGCUAUAUUCUAUAGUUAUCAGUUUUUAGUGAAAAAGCAUGGACAUAAUCCUGCAGUCCUUAUUGUAUGAAUAAUAUCUACUUGCAGGUAAUUCUGACGGUCUCAUGAAGUAAUGACUUUGAAGAUAAAGCCAUAUAGUUGUAAAACUUUAUAAAAAAAAUCUGUCUAAAAAUGCCUAUUCUCCAUGUUUUUGUGAUCUUACAAACAAAUUUAAGAUUCUUGGUUACAAAAGAAUUGUAACUGUUGAAAAAGAUAAAUUGCUUCCUCUGUAGAAAGUUAAUUUCUAGAUUUCAGUAACAUUAGCUUAUCUGUUUUACAUUCAGCUUCAACCUUUCGUAUAUUAAACCAGUCAAUCUUUCACGAUUCCCCCUCCCACCCAACACAAUGAAAACUACAUGCUUUAAAAUCUAGAAGUCAGUGGCAAAACACCCAUGAAUUUCAGUGUCUGCAAAUGUGUCCUCUAGUGAUCACCAAAAUUAACCCUUCCAUAGAGGGCCAUCAAAAAGCCUAUGCACCACGUGGAGGACUUGCUCGUGCAUAGGCCUUUUUCUGGCCCUCUGCCUGUAGGUAAAAUUAAACUUGUAGUACAUAUGGUAAUAGAAAGUUAUAGAGUUAUUGUUGAAAGUUUAGUGAAUCAGCUGCAAUGGCACUAUUUUUAAUGGGCUGGUUUUCUAUUAAUACAAACACUUGGGAUUCUUGCUUACUUUUCUCAUGCCGCUAUUCCCACUAUUUGUGUGAAUAAAGCAGUUAGGAUCUGGCUGUCAGCAACACACUCUUAGAGAAUCAACUUAAAAAUCUUAAUAGGAAUAUUGAUUAUCUUUUUUUAAAAUGGAUGGCCAUUCCGUCUUUGAACCUGUCUCACUGUGUUAAAUUAUCUUAAUAGAUCAACAUCUCCAUCUUACUAUUUAGAAGUUGAAUUCUGAUUUAAUCUUUACUACAUUAAGAAGUAUCCUAGUAAGCAUGAUCCUUUUUUGUGGGAAUUUGCAAAAAUGCAAUAACAGCACUUUGUAACUUGUUUGCAACAGAAAUUUACUCAUUUGUUGAACGCUGACAAGAAAGAUGUUUGAAAUGUAAAAAUGUUUUUCAUUAUUGUGCACUGCUCACAGAAUGUGUAAUUCUUGUGUAAUUUGUCCUCUAAAUAACACCUCAAUGUAUAAUGUUUUCAUAUUUAAAAGAAUAAAAUGUAAAAACAUCGGAAA